Molecule: messenger RNA, 933 nt
Organism: Linnemannia hyalina
Lineage: Eukaryota; Fungi; Mortierellomycota; Mortierellomycetes; Mortierellales; Mortierellaceae
Source: the annotation of a GenBank genome assembly
AUGUCUGCCCGCGAUAACGCCAACGAUAUCAACAUGGAGACCCUCAGCCCCGCUGUCACCAGCCAGCCCCUUCGCCAACAUGGAAUGCAAAAGUCAUUCGCCGCAGAGUUCUCACCUGACGACGAGAACCACGGCGUCUACGGCAGUCUCAUGAACACGGCCGGAAACAUCGUCGGCGCCUUCGGAACCGUCCCCUGCUGCAUCUGCUGCCCUAACCCUUACAAGUCCAUCGCCCAAGGCUCUGUCGGUCUCAUUACUCGCUUUGGCAAAUUCUACAAGAUUGUCGACCCCGGUCUGACAAAGAUUAACCCUGUCACUGAGAAGUUGACAAAGGUCGAUAUCAAGAUCCAGAUUGCUGAUAUCCCUCAGCAGGUUAUCAUGACCAAGGAUAAUGUCAAUGUCCAGAUUGAUUCUGUGCUUUACUGGCAUAUUGUGAACCCUUCGCAGGCGUACUUUGGAGUCAGUAACGUCCAGGCCGCUUUGAUUGAGAGAACACAAACAACUCUCCGCCACAUCUUGGGUAUGCGCGUUCUCCAAGAAUUGAUCGAGAACCGCGAGGCCAUCGGCGAGGAAAUCCAGGAAGUCAUUGACGGCCCCGCACGCGAUUGGGGUGUCAAGGUCGAGUCGGUCCUGAUCAAGGACAUCACCUUCUCCAAGGAACUCCAGGAAUCGCUCUCGUCUGCUGCUCAGGCCAAGCGUAUGGCUGAGUCCAAGGUCAUUGCUGCCCAGGCCGAGGUCGACAGUGCAAAGUUGAUGAGAGCUGCCGCCGAUAUCUUGAACACCCCUGCCGCCAUGCAGAUCCGUUACCUCGAGACCAUGUCGAGCAUGGCCAAGGGGUCCAACACCCGUGUCAUCUUUAUGCCUACCAACCAGAGUAACAACGAGAUGACUCCCCUCCAGGCUAACCAGUGGGAGCAGUUGGCUGGCAAGUAA